Empidonax traillii (willow flycatcher) is the source of this 1217-nucleotide messenger RNA. It is a transcript of the gene CCN6, whose product is annotated as cellular communication network factor 6. Gene Ontology annotation, cellular component: extracellular region; extracellular matrix. Lineage: Eukaryota; Metazoa; Chordata; Aves; Passeriformes; Tyrannidae. Gene Ontology annotation, biological process: signal transduction; cell adhesion. The record is from RefSeq and is a predicted model, not a curated record. Gene Ontology annotation, molecular function: integrin binding; heparin binding. The transcript is spliced from 5 exons. Bases 25 to 1083 code for a protein of 352 amino acids.
CCUAUCUCUCAGUUUCACUUCUGAAUGUGCAGGAACAUGCGGUGGCUCCUUGUUCCCACCAUCUUCAUCAUCCCUUGUACGCAACAGUUUUUCCACAGCCCAGCAGCGGAGCCUGGAGAUAAACCUUCAGAAACUGGUGAAGUCCACCAGCGCAAGGAGGUUUGUCACUGGCCAUGCAGGUGCCCGCCUGUGCCAGCCUGCACCCCUGGGGUAAGCUUGGUGAAGGACGGCUGUGGAUGCUGUAAGGUCUGUGCCAAGCAGUCAGGAGAGCCCUGCAAUGAAGCAGAUGUCUGUGAUCCCCACAAAGGUCUCUACUGUGACUACUCAGAAGACGAGCCUAGGUAUGAAAAAGGCGUGUGUGCAUAUCUGGUAGCUGUAGGAUGUGAGCUCAAUGGAGUUUAUUAUCCCAAUGGGCAGACCUUCCAGCCUAAUCCACUUUAUAAGUGCCUGUGCAUCAGUGGUGCAAUUGGAUGUACACCUGUAUUCACACCAAGACUAGCAGUGAGUCCUUGCACCAGGGUCACGGGCAGAAAGAAGCCUGGACAAUCUAUUUGUGGCCUGGGACAGCACAAGCAGCUUCAAUCAACCAACUACAGACUGAUGUCAGCUUACAGAAGCUUACCACUAGUCUUGAAGAAAAAGUGCCUUGUACAGGCAACUCCCUGGACACCCUGCUCCAGGACCUGUGGCAUAGGCAUAUCCAGCAGAGUGACCAACGACAACAGAAAAUGUGAGAUGAAAAAAGAAAAGAGAUUAUGCUUCAUCCAGCCUUGUCUGACCAAUAUGCUGAAGAAAAUACAGAUUCCAAAAGGAAAAACAUGUCAACCGACAUUCCAGCUUCCAAGAGCAGAGAAGCUAAUUUUUUCUGGAUGCUCAACUACUCAAAGCUACAGACUAACUUUCUGUGGGGUGUGCUUGGACAAGAGGUGCUGCAUACCUAAUAAGUCCAAAAUGAUCACUGUACAGUUUGAGUGUCCCAAUGAAGGCUUCUUCAAGUGGAAGAUGAUGUGGAUAACAUCGUGCGUAUGUCAGAGGAUUUGCAGUGCUCCAGGAGAUAUAUUUUCCGAACUCAAAGUCCUAUGACAAGUUACACCACUGACUGUAACACACCGAGAAUGCAAAAGCACAUUCACACCCUGAAGAGUUAGCAUAACCCUCUGCCACAGCAGUGUUUAUACUGUGGCAGUAUAAACAGUAUAAGCAGUGAAAUAACAAGU